Messenger RNA from Guillardia theta CCMP2712, 3465 nucleotides. RefSeq lists its product as hypothetical. Gene Ontology annotation, molecular function: protein binding. The record is from RefSeq and is a predicted model, not a curated record. The coding region runs from base 1 to 3465 and encodes 1154 amino acids. NCBI's taxonomy places the organism in Eukaryota, Cryptophyceae, Pyrenomonadales, Geminigeraceae. The transcript is spliced from 4 exons.
AUGCUCUUGGCUUUCGCUGCCCUCCGUGACUGUGAGGCCAUGGACUUGGAGCUCCUCGCCUCCUCCUCGCUUGAGGUCUGCGUGAGAGUGACGCUGGAGCAAGCCAUGCGAGCCUCUAGAGCUUCUUCGGGAUGUUUCUUCCUGUUGGAGGAGCCGACAAGCUCGCUCAAGGUUAUGGGCCUGCCCGGGGAGUCGUGGACCUCUCCGUCGAUCAGUGAAGACAGCCUCUACCCGCUCUCCUCCUCCGCCCUCCUCCGCAAGACCAUCCGCGUCGCAGAUCAUCUUGCAAGCCCCCUCGCGCUCUCUUCCUCCCUCCCCUCCGCCUUCCCCUGGUGGCGCCACGUCCGCAACUCUCUUUGCGUCCCCGUGAUUUGCCCAGGAGGAGCUGAAAAUGCAGGAGGAGGAAGAGGAGGGGGAAGAACAGCAGCAGCAGCAGCAGGACUGCUGGGAGUUCUCGUCAUGGUCAACAAGAAGGAGGCAAUCUUCCGCGGGUUCGACGACGUGGACGCGAAGGUGGUGGCGGUGGCGGGGAGGAAGUUGGCGAUGGCGAUGGCGACGGUGAGAGGGCGCGAGGAGGCGCAGAAGAAGCUCAAAGCGCAGGAGGCCCUCACCUCCUGCUGCUCCGACAUGCUCCUCCUCCGUGACAGACGCGACCUGCUCCAGCUCGUGCGAGCUAGAGCUGGAGCCGUGUUGGAGUGCGUGUCAGGAGGGCUGCUGCUGCUGGAGGAGGCUCCUGGAUCGAAAUUGCUGCUGAGGACGCUGGUGGAGAAGGACGAGAGCGGAGCGCUGAAGGAAGUGACCAUCCAUGUCCCUCCCUUCCUCUUCGACAGCGACGCGGAGGAGGCCAGCAAGCGCGAGGCUGCGAGCAAGCGAGGGAAGAAGAAAGGGAGGGAGGAGGAGAAGAGUCGCGUAGGGCUCUGGCUUAAGCAGGAGGUGGCCGCUCACUCGCUCUGGCUCAGCGGCUUGAUGGGAUCGAACGCGUCCAAGGGUGGGGGGGCGUCUGCUUACUUCCUCGCGCCGCAUCAGGAGCAGGGGAGGCUGCAGGCUCUUCUCCUCGUGCAGUGGCAGGGCAGGCGGAGACUCGAGGAGGACGAGGAGCGUCGCAUCUCUCACCUCCUCGCAGCUGCUGUCACCUGCAGCAAAGCCAUCGCUGAGCGAGAUGACGAGAGGAGGCGAGCGGCAGAGGAGGCGGCGAGGCUGAGGAGGAGCAGAGAGCUGCAGGAGUUCGUGCAGCAGGUGGUCGCGUGCUCGAGUGCAGGAGAGAUGAGGAGUGUCCUGCAGUCGGCCGGCAAGAGGCUCGCGCAGGCUGUGCGUGUGGACAUCUACAGCGUGAGGGAGGGAGGAGAGCGACUUGCAUGGCACGACCUUGAGCGGACGGGCGACGGGAAGGAGCUCGAGCUUCUCCUCCCUUGUGAUGGCCUCGUCGGCCUCGCCGUCUCCUCCCGCGCGUCCGUGAGGGUCACGGAGGCCUCGUCGCAUCCUCGCUUCCUCCAGAUGGUCGACCAGCGAUCGAGUCGCUGCCGGCCGAGGGACAUGCUGUGCAUGCCCAUCCUCGCCUGCUCCUCGGGCCGCACGGGGCUGCCGCACGGAGUCAUCCAGCUGACGAACAAGGUGGACGGAAGGAGCUUCGAUGAGGAGGACGAGCGGCUGGUGCAGGAGCUGGCGGAGGUCGCGGCGCUGGUGAUGGAGAAGGAGGACAUGCAUAGCGGGAGGGGGAGACUCCUGCAGGCUCUCUGCCGCAUCAGCGACAGCCUGGAGCUCACCGACGUGCUCAAGAACUUGCUGGCGGCCAGCUGGGCAUGGGCGGGGCAGAUGGCAAGCGAGAUCGAAGUCUGGACGUGCUCGCCAGAGCAGCCGGAGGCUCUCGUGCUUGCAGGGAAGCAAGAGGGCGGGAAGGAGCCCUGCGUAAAGUUCAAGGAGGAGGGAAAAAGCUGGCGGGUCUGUAAGGAGGAGGAGAUUCUUCUUGCUGCGAGGCAGAGCAAGCUCAGCGUCUCCUCCUUGGCCUCUGACGCCUCCGUCUGCUACCUCAACCUGCCCAUCCGACACGGGGAACAGGAGGAGAAGCGGGAGAGCCGCGGGCUGAUCCGCAUGAGGUGCAGGGAGGAGGCGGCGCAGGGAGUGGAGUCCAGCUCGUUGACCCUGCUCGCCACUCAAGCGGCUCGAGCGAUGAAGAACGCGGAGGCGCACGGGGAGGCGAAUCAGACGGUCCAGAAGGACCUGCUGCUGUUCCGACGAGCUGAGAAGAUCAGCCGGUGCCGCUCCUCCCUCGACCUCUUCAAGGUCACCUGCGCCAUCGCAAGCGAGGCCGUUGGAGCCGAGCAGGUGUCGCUGUUUGCGGUGGACGAGGAGGGGAGGCACAUCAAGGAGGAGGUGAGCGCAGCUGGACAUGUCGCCCAGACCUCCUCCCCGAGCUACCGCCUGAAGCAUCGCGUCGCCAUCCUCGUGCUGCAGGCCAUGAAUGACUCCGGCAGCUUCCUGGCAGAGGACGUGGAGGAGGGAGAGGGAGGAGGACGGGACGGAGUCGUGCGCAAGCACUGUUGCGGAACACCGUUGUGGAAGUCAGGAGGAGCAGGAGGAGGAGGAGGUCAGAGCCGAGGGGUUGAGCUGCCGCUCUUCGGGGUCCUCGUGUGCAUCCGCAAGGAGGAGGAAGGAGCCUUCGCUGCCCACGAGCUCGCAGCUCUCAACCGCCUGGCGAUUCUGGCGACCGAUCAGAUCAUCUCCAUCCGCGACAAGGCGACGAAACUUGGACAGUCGCUCGUGCUGUCCAUGCGAGCGAUGCAAGCGAAAGAACCUGCGGCUGUCUACGGCAAGGAAGAAGCCUCCUCCUCCUCCUCCUCCUCCUUGCUUCCGCUGCGCAAACUUGUAAAGUCGGAAGCUGCUGAAGAGCAGAAGCAAAGGCAACCAGAGGCCCUGAAGGAGGAGGAAGCCGGGAAGAAGCUGAAGCAAACAGACUUGAACGAUGAGGAGCUCAAGGAAAAAGACCUUGAGGGGCAGCAGGCACAUCAGCAGGAGCUGAAGGAGGAGAAGGAUCAGGAACAACAUCUCAAACAAGAGCAGGAGCAGGAGCUGGAGAAGGAUCAGGAGAAAGAGAAGGAGCAGAAGCUGAAGAGGCAGCAGGAGAAGGAGAAGGAGCAGGAGGAGCUGAAAUUGGAAGAUCUAAAGGUGAUGCAGGAGCCAAAGAAAGGAAACCUGGUGGAAGAGGAGCAGGAGGAGGUGAAGGUCGAAGGUGAGGAGAUGAAAGAGGACGAGCCGCAGAAACAAGACCUGGAGGAGCCGCGGAAGGACCUGGAGGAGCCGCGGAAGGACCUGGAGGAGCUGCAGGAAGAGACAAGUUCUGCCAUGACAAGUAGCGGAGAAGACAGUGAGACUGUGAGUAGUGUCAACGCCAAGCAGAAGAGAAGAGCUGACAGAAAUGAAAGAAGAGCAGAGCUUACAAAAAUGAAAGAAGAGAAGAGCUUAAUUUAG